This is a messenger RNA of Periophthalmus magnuspinnatus, 560 nucleotides long. It is a transcript of the gene srxn1, whose product is annotated as sulfiredoxin 1 homolog (S. cerevisiae). Gene Ontology annotation, cellular component: cytoplasm. The coding region runs from base 60 to 392 and encodes 110 amino acids. Gene Ontology annotation, biological process: cellular response to oxidative stress. The transcript is spliced from 3 exons. Gene Ontology annotation, molecular function: sulfiredoxin activity. The record is from RefSeq and is a predicted model, not a curated record. NCBI's taxonomy places the organism in Eukaryota, Metazoa, Chordata, Actinopteri, Gobiiformes, Gobiidae.
UCAUUCUGCGCAGCAAACCCGGAAGCAAGAAAGUUUUCUCGUCCAAAAGACCGUCAGUUAUGUCCUCCAUUCACUCGGACAGCGUGAGCGAGGUCCACCAUGUGCCGCUGAACGUGAUCAUCAGGCCGUUUCCCCCGGAGCUGGACGAGCAGAAGGUCCAGAGUUUGAUGGAGACAAUCCAGAACACUCCGGACAUUGGUGUGGUUCCUCCCAUUGACAUUCUGUGGAUCAAAGGAAGAGAAGGAGGAAAUUACUACUACUCAUUCGGAGGCUGUCACAGGUUUGCUGCGUAUCAACGGUUACAAAUGCCUUCAAUCCCAGCCAAAAUCAUCAAAUCUAACAUAACAGAUCUUAGAACAUAUUUGGGAUCUGCAACGCCGGACCUAAAAUGAUAACAUAGUUUUUUUACUGGCUCUUCAUCUGACAACUAGGAUUUUCACUGUACUGACUGAGAUCCUGUAAUGAACAUCAUCGUCAUCAUCACAUCAAAAAAUGCUGCUUAUAUUCUACUUUUAAGUUAUUGACCUAUUUUAAAUGUUUUAUUAAAGCCAUUCUGUGAG